AUGGAAACAUCGGCAAGUUACCUUCAAGGAAUGAAACGACUACAACAAUGGGUUCUCACCCUUUGGAUUCUUUGGCUCGAUGAUGUUCUCUGUUCUGGCCCCCGAGAGAUAACUUGGUCAAAUAAGAAGUUUGGACCUGAUGGCCCUUGGCAAGCGGUCACUGUGUCCAUGGGAAGUAACUACUCCGAACUUGUUGUGCCUUCAUCAGUAGUGGCGCUGUACCCGGGAGGUAGCUGGGACAGUAAAAUUCUACUCUCUUCCAUAUGUGAUAACAAAACUCUCUCAUCUGUGUGCUAUGGGGAUGAAGCAGGCCUUUUCGACAGCGACAUAUCAGUCACCCUCGACAAUACUUCGAUUGAAUCACCCCCAUAUGGAACAUGGGGUGAGGUGAACUGGGGAUACACCAACGCGGUUCCAAUUCAAGCCAAAGCAACACGAGCAACGGACUGGAUGUCCAUUGACGGUGUUGCAAUUCCUGAUGUUGACUUGAUCACCAUAUCUGCUGGGUGGCAGACUUAUCCAGGUGGAAAAGCAUACCCUUUGGAGGUUGGAACUCUUUCUCUUGGAAGUCCAGAUAUCAACCAGACAUUUGGGGCCUCGAUCAAAAUCAACACAACAUUUAUCACCAGCUACAUAUACGAGCAGGAGGGUUCCACGAACAUACCAUCAUAUUCAUAUGGAAUGCAUAUUGGGUCAGCAUCUCUGGGAAUUUCGGGGUCACUUCUUCUGGGCGGCUAUGAUCAGAAUAGAGUCAUUGGAGAGGUAUCCUCUCAGUCAUUUUCAAGUGGAAGUUUUCCCAUUGAAAUGUACGAUAUGAGUCUCUUGGCUCAGGGAAAUUCCUCCCUAGAUUCCGGUGUCACGAUUGUCGUGGACCCAGUCAAUCCAUACAUAUAUCUGCCUCAAAGCUCAUGCGAUGCGAUAGCCGCAGAGUUGCCCGUCACUUACCAGCCUGAUUAUGGCCUCUACUUUUGGAACACAUCGGACUCGCAGUACAACAAAAUCACAACAUCACCAGCUUAUUUGGCAUUCAAGUUCAGCAAGAAUAACCUCAAUAACGAGGAGAUCACGAUCAAGGUUCCCUUCGCACUCCUGAAUCUCACAUUAGAGGCCCCACUUGUGAAGACGCCGACGCAAUAUUUCCCAUGCAUGGCCACCAACAGCACCCCUGUUCUAGGCCGCGCUUUCCUGCAAGCAGCCUUUGUUGGUGUCAAUUGGCUUGGUGGGAAGUGGUUUUUGGCCCAAGCACCAGGACCCGAUGGCUCUUUCAUUGUCAAUCCCGUGACAAUAAGCGACGACGAAUCUGCAAUUUUGGGGUCUUCUAACAGCUGGGAAGACACAUGGAAGACCUCCUGGAAUGUUUUAGAAACGAAAAUGACCAAUACGGAUACCAAAACAAGCCCCAAAAGCAGCAGCUCAACUAUCGACUCAACUAAUGAUAAAAGUGGUCUCUCCACAACUGCCAAGAUUGGCAUCAUCGUUGGUACUGCUGUGGGCGGCGUGAUGAUGAUUACCCUUUUUUGUGGGUUCUGCAUUCGUUACCGUCGACAGCAGGAGAAAACAAUCGAUCAGGAUCAAGAUCAUGCAGCCAGAAAGUCAUUUUACAAAUGGUCUUCAGCGCAUCAAUCCAGCCUUGUGGAAGCUCCGGAUGAUAAAUGGAACCAACUGAACGAAUUAGACCAUAGCCAGCAAAGAUAUGAGAUGGGCUCGGAACGAGGCCCAUUCUGUGAGAUGGACCGACGGAAGAUUCCUCUUGUCUACUAA
Molecule: messenger RNA, 1761 nt
Organism: Penicillium maclennaniae
Lineage: Eukaryota; Fungi; Ascomycota; Eurotiomycetes; Eurotiales; Aspergillaceae
Exons: 4
Coding region: 1-1761 (586 amino acids)
Source: RefSeq, a predicted model, not a curated record